This is a messenger RNA of Syzygium oleosum, 540 nucleotides long. RefSeq names its product cell number regulator 10-like. The record is from RefSeq and is a predicted model, not a curated record. The transcript is spliced from 5 exons. NCBI's taxonomy places the organism in Eukaryota, Viridiplantae, Streptophyta, Magnoliopsida, Myrtales, Myrtaceae. Bases 1 to 540 code for a protein of 179 amino acids.
AUGGCUCCGCGAAACCCCGGAGGAGGCUCGAAAGCCCCUCCACCUCCAGUCGCCGCGACACCUCUCGUGGCAUUCCCUCUGGGAGCGAGCGCUCCUUCGGCAUACGUCGGCCAUCCCGUUCCUCCACAGUGGACCACCAGUCUUUGUGGUUGCUUCGAUGAUCUAUCGAAUUGCGUGAUCACCUGUUUCUGCCCGUGUGUCACGUUCGGCCAGAACGCCGAGAUCAUAGACAGAGGAAAUACCUCAUGUGCAUCUGCCGGGGCUCUGUGCUGCCUGGCAUUACACUUCUUUUAUUGUUCGUACUGGUACACAUGCACUUACCGGACCAAGCUCCGCGGCAUCUACUCGAUCCCCGGCGGCCAGUGUGGAGAUUUUUGCGUACACCAUUGGUGUGGACCAUGCGCUCUUUGUCAAGAGUAUCGGGAGCUCAAGAAUCGCGGGUUCGAUCCCUCAAUCGGAUGGGUCGCUAACGAUGAACGAAGGACUCGGCAGGUCGGAAUAGUGGUCCCUCCGUCAGUUCCCGGCGGCAUGAUUCGUUGA